This is a messenger RNA of Raphanus sativus (radish), 1719 nucleotides long. RefSeq names its product zinc finger CCCH domain-containing protein 68. The record is from RefSeq and is a predicted model, not a curated record. Lineage: Eukaryota; Viridiplantae; Streptophyta; Magnoliopsida; Brassicales; Brassicaceae. The transcript is spliced from 4 exons. Gene Ontology annotation, molecular function: metal ion binding. Bases 409 to 1578 code for a protein of 389 amino acids.
AAGGUCAUCUUAAAAAAAGGUCUUCUGUUUUAAUAGUUACGAUGGUAAAUUUGUAACUGUAAUGGGGAGACUAAUAAAAAUUUAAGAUAAUAGUAUAAGAAAUUUAAAUAAUUUAGUCUUGACUCUUGACUAUAAAGUCGGUCAAUAAAAAUUAAGAGAGAGUUGCUUAUUUUAGGGUUUUCUUCCUUGACAACACAAAUCGUAUCGCCGACGUCUCUUCACCACUUUUCUACUUUUGAGAGUCGUCUGGAGAGAGAGAGAAAGUGUGUUGUGUUGUGACUAUAGGAAAAUUGGAUUGCUCGUUUCGUUAUUGAAUCUUGAGUUGAUUUAGAAAGAAAUGGGUAGUAAUGUGAAGAAAGCAAGGGUUUCAUGGCCAUCAGAUAGUAUGCUUUGUCAGAACAGGUAAAGAUGUUUCAAAAAGAAGAUUACCCCGCGAAAGUUGGAGCACAAACAUGUAGCAAAUCAAAAGCAUCGAAGGAUCUCCACCAUGGAACUGUUUAUUCAACGAGACCUCCUAACAUUCCACUCAUUACAUGGAAACCUCCACCAAAAUUUAUUCUCAGUGACCAUUGGCUUGUUGCAAGUGGUGAAGAGAGCACAGAAACGGGUUCUGAAAAUUUGAGGAUUGCAAAAGUCUUGGAAGCUUUCUAUCCACACCACUCUCUCAUCCCUCCUACUCGUCCUUCCAUCUCACCGGCGGCUGUACAAGUUGAUGACACCAUUACUCCUACCAUCCGUCUCACUCCCAUUGAGGAGGACGAAGACGAGCAACCUGAGUCUCCUGCUAUUCAAUCCUCCCAGAGUUCCAAAACUCCUCCAUCUCAAUUUGGACAUGGACCUGACAUGACCCUUGCUGCUCUGUUGAAUACCAAGGAACAGGGAAGUCCGGUCGAUGCUGAUUUACUUGUCAAGUUCCUCACUGACCCCAUUAUCAUCAACAACCUCUUGAAUGCUGCUGCUGCUAAACCACUACUUGAAACUGGGAAUAACAACAACACUACCAAACCACCUCCUCAACAUGUCACUACUUCCUCAGCCAACUCACCUCCUGGAAACGGUGUUACCCCUGUUUUGGCGGCUCACCUGGUUUUGAACACUUAUCCUUUGUCUUGUGCGCGCAAGCCAUUGCCAAGAGUUGAAGAAUCCUUGGAACCGAGCUCAGUUGUAGUCUCAGAACCCCAAAAUCAAUCAUCCCCCACUUCAGGCACUUGGAAUAUGAGUAGGGUCCUGGAAUCAGCUGGAACUGUAACAGAUACUCAAAGUGCUUACCAGAUGAACAUAACCCGUGAUGACUAUUUCAAAAACCUUAUCAGGGAACACGGGGGAGUUGUUGCUCCGGCGACUAACAAGUACAAAAGACGAGUUGCUAAUAAUAAUAAUAACAAUAACAAUGACGAGAAGAAAGCACUAGCAAAGGGAAAGGGUCAGAGACCAUGCAUGUUUUUUGGAAAAGGAAAAGGGUGUAAGCUUGGGGAGAGUUGCUUAUACCUUCACGACCCCUCCAAAAGGUUGUCGACUUAUGAUGUUGCUGGUGCUGCUGCUGCACCCAGAGCUAAGAGACUCAAGUUCAGAACUUGACCAAGUAGUAGGUACUGGUAAAUAGCUUCAUGCAAUAGCCAAGAUUAACAAGUGAUCCCAUGUUUGGUUACCUUUUUCUUUCGUUUCCACACAUUAAUAACGUUGACCAAAAUUCAACCCUACUAUUCUCUUCAGUAUAUU